Messenger RNA from Aricia agestis (brown argus), 536 nucleotides. RefSeq lists its product as uncharacterized. The transcript is spliced from 2 exons. Bases 50 to 523 code for a protein of 157 amino acids. The record is from RefSeq and is a predicted model, not a curated record. Lineage: Eukaryota; Metazoa; Arthropoda; Insecta; Lepidoptera; Lycaenidae.
CUGUGUAAUUCAUAAAAUAAAAGUGAUCUAGUUGUAAUUGAAAGUUAUCAUGAGUGAAGAAGAAGUGAAAGUAGUUUGCUUCGUUUGCAAAAAAAGUGGUGAAGAUAUAAUAAUGUUUUCUGAGGAGACUUUAAAAAGAUGUCAGAAUAUUCUAAAAUUAAGAAAAAUACACAAACUUAAAUAUAAAGACAUUAUUUUACCUAGUGAAUAUACAGAGAGUGGUUAUCACAGAACAUGUUAUAAAGCAUUUACAGGUCUAAUGAAAAAAUACUUCAGCUCUGAACCUUUAAGUUCUGAAAAAACAACAUAUGAACCAGUAAAUAAUGGUUGGAUUUUGGAAGAUGACCACUACCAGUUUAAAUGGUUUGAAGGGGAUCAACUACCGAAUUAUGUCAGUGAAUCGCUUAAAACCGUAUCAGAAGCAGGCGAAGAAGACGAUGUUGAUAACGAUGAAUCUAGGGAGUGGAGUAGCAGUGACGACGAAAAUGAAGAUAUCAACUACGAUGACAAUGAAGAAGAUUAAAUAUUUGAUUUAA